GAGGGAGGAGGGACACUGUUGGGAGGUUGUCCUCUCUCAGCACUGUUCUGGCUGGUGUUCCCAGGGGCUUCAGCCCGGGGACGAUGGUGCACACAUGGGUGGCUGCUUCUGCAUCCCUGGGGAGCGGAGUCUGUCCUGGGUCCCAGGUAAAGACACUCCUUCCAAGGAUACAAGCACAUCGAGCGAAUUUAUAUCAUCAUCUGAAUGCAAGGAAACAUGUUUCCUGCCACAGAACAUGACUCCAGAUCUAACACUCUCUUUCUGUGUGAAGAGCCGCUCCAGAAGGUGUGUAAAUGGCCUUUUGCAGGAAGCUGCCAGGAGGAGGCUCUGGGCUCUGGAGAAUGAGAACCAGGGGGUGCGUGCACUGUUUAAGGACCUUUCAGCAAGGUUGGUGAGUAUCCAGUCCCAGAAGUCCCAGUUUCUCAUCACCUUCAAGACCAUGGAGGAAAUCUGGAAGUUCUCCACUUACCUGAAGCUAGGCUAUGUGUCCACCUGUCUGGAGCAUCUUCUCUUUGACCACAAGUACUGGCUUAACAUCAGGUUGGUGGAGGAUACCGAGAUCCAAGUCUCAGUAGAUGAUAAACACCUGGAAACAAUAUACCUGGGACUCCUGAUACAGGAAGGUCACUUCUUCUGCAAAGCCAUGCGCUCAGAGUCUCAGCCAACUGAGACAGAAGGGGACUGUUUAACUUUUUGCAAGAAUGAACUAAUCUCUGUGAAGAUCACUGAAGGAGAGGCCCAGUGGGAAGGAGUAUCCUUGGUGACAGGUCAGAGGGGCCUGGUGACUGUGUCAGCCUUGGAGCCCCUGCGGCUUCCUUUCCACCAAUGGUUCCUAAAGAAUUAUCCAGGAAGCUGUGCCCUUCCCAAGAAAGGGGAUUGGACAGGCUCUUAUCACAUUGGCAGAGGGAAGUGUAAAGCCCUGAAGGGCUAUGAAAAAGAAGAAGAGGAUGAACUGAGUUUCUGCCGGGGAGAAAACAUCGAGAUCAUUGGUUUUGUCAUACCUGGGCUUCAGUGGUUCAUUGGGAAGUCAAGUCGCUCAGGGCAAGUGGGCUUUGUCCCCACUAGGAACAUAGAUCCUGAGUCUUAUUCCCCAAUGAGCAAGAACUCCGCCUUCUUCAGUGAUGAAGAAAGAUGCUCACUAUGGGUGCUGGAAAGUGACAAGAGAGAAGAGUGUACCAGCUUUCUCCACUUGCUUGCUCACACUGAUAUAACAUCUGUCUACCGACUUAGUGGAUUUGAAUCCAUCCAGAAUCUUCCAAAGGAGCUGAGUGCAUUCCAACCCGAAGGGUUCAAGGAAGCCAGGUCUGGUGGAGCUUGGGAAGAGCAUCAGGGCAUGGGCUCCACACAGUCCAACAGCUCGGAGGACUCCAGUCCAGAAGAAGAGCUCCUCUCCGCUGCCUCUGACAGCUAUCACCUGCCAGAGCCUGAUGACCUUGAUGACCCAGAAUUGUUCAUGGACCUAAAUGCUGGUCAAGAGGAAGAGGAAGCUAAGGACUUUGUCCCCAUAUUGACUUUUCUGGAUCAUGAAGGUUAUGCUGACCACUUUAAAAGCCUGUAUGAUUUCUCUUUCUCUUUCCUCACUACUUCCUUUUACAGCUUCUCUGAGGAAGAUGAACUUGUGGCUUACCUAGAAGCCUCAAGGAAGUGGGCAAAGCGGAACCACAUGACCUGGGCUCAUGCUCGGCUCUGCUUUCUCUUGGGUCGGCUUAGUGUCAGGAAGAUAAAACUCUCUCAGGCCAGGGUGUACUUUGAGGAGGCCAUCUACAUUCUCCAUGGAGCAUUUGAUGACCUGCCCUUGGUAGCUGCUCUGUACAUAAAUUUGGCUGCCAUCUACCUCAGGCAGAGGUUGAAGAAAAAGAGCUCUACCUUGCUGGAAAAGGCAGGGGCCUUGUUGGCCUGCCUGCCUGACCAUGAAUUUACUGCCAAAAAUGAGCUUGACUUGGUGGUCUAUGUGCUACGCCAGGGGAUUGUGGCAGGCAGUAGCCCUUUGGAGGCCCGGGCCUGCUUAAUGGCCAUCCGAUUGCUUCUAAACCUAGGCCGGCAUGAUGAGGUCCUGCCCUUUGCUGAGCGUCUUAAGCUCCUCUCUGGACACCCUUCUGCCUCGGAUGCUAUGAGCAACAUCUUGAGUUUUCUGUAUGACAAGAAAUAUCUUCCACACCUUGUAGUGGCCUCUGUUCGGCAACGUGGUACCCAAAGUGUCCAAGGGAUGUAUCUUUCUAUUUGGCAGGCCCACCUGGUCCUCCAAAAUGUCACCAAGCUCCUUGGCAUUCCUUUCCAAAGCUGGGAUGAAGUUUCUGCCCUUGCCUGCCCAUCACUUAAGCAAGCACUUGUUGCCUGUGAGGAGCAGGCAGACCGGAACACCCAGAGGGCCUUGUGUCUCAUCCUGUCCAAAAUUUACCUCCAAUAUAGAUCUCCUGAUGGUGCCAUCUGCUACCUGAGCCAAGCCUUGGCACUAGGACAGCAGCUGAAUGACCUGGAAGCCUUUGAGUCUUCCCUCUGCCUGGCAUGGGCCUAUCUCUUAGCCAGCCAACCAAAGAAGGCUUUGGACAUUCUUGAGUCACUCUUAUGUUCCCUGAAGGACACAGACAGUGUCACCCAGAACGGGGUGGUCCAUAACCUCAUAGGACUGGCACUUCAGGCUGAAGGCUGGGUGAAUAGAGCAGCUAAGAGCUAUCUCCGGGCCUUGAACAGAGCUCAGGAAAUGGGGAAUACACGUAACCAAGCGGUAUCUCUGGCCAAUCUUGGCCACCUGACCCUUAAGUCACGAGCUCAGCAGCCAACCAGGAACUAUCUCAUGAAGGCCGUCCGACUCUAUUCUGGACUCCAAGCUAGCAAGGAGACAGACUUGGAAUUGAUACAGGUGCUUCUCUGGUUGGCUCAAGUCCUGGUGUAUGGACGCCAGCUGGCCAGUGGCCGCCUUUAUUAUGAAAUGGCAUUGCUAUUUGGCUUAAUGCAUCGGCAUCUAAAGAGCCAGCUUCAGGUCACCAAAUCCCUCUGCCAUUUCUACAGCUCUGUGUCCCCAAGCCCUGAGGCAUGCAUUACAUACCAUGAACACUGGUUGGCCCUGGCUCAGCAACUCAGGGACCGGGAAAUGGAAGGGAGGCUGCUGGAGUCACUUGGACAGCUCUACCGGAACCUCAACACAGGCAGGUCCCUCAAGAGAUCCCUCAUCUGCAUUAAGGAGAGUCUGCGUAUCUUCAUUGACCUGGGGGAGAGAGACAAGGCUGCUGAGGCCUGGCUUGGGGCAGGGCGCCUCCACUACCUCCUGCAGGAAGAUGAGCUGGUAGAGCCAUACCUUCAGGCAGCUGUCCAGACAGCCCUGAAGUCAGAUGAGCCCUCCCUGGCUCUUAAACUCUAUGAAGAAGCUGGUGAUGUGUUCUUCAAUGGGACCCGCAAUAGGCAUCGGGCAGUGGAAUAUUACAGAGCAGGGGCUGUUCCUUUAGCAAGAAGGAUGAAAGCAGUCAGAACCGAGCUCCGGAUUUUCAACAAGUUGACAGAGCUGCAGAUCAGCCUUGAAGGUUAUGAAAAAGCAUUGGAAUUUGCCACCCUGGCUGCUAGACUCAGCACAGUCACAGGAGAUCAGAGGCAGGAACUGGUGGCUUUUCACCGCUUGGCUACAGUAUAUUACACCUUGCAUCUGUAUGAGAUGGCUGAGGACUGCUACCUGAGGACUCUGUCCCUCUGCCCACCGUGGCUGCAAAGUCCCAAGGAGGCCCUGUACUAUGCCAAGGUGUAUUAUCGUCUGGGACGACUCACCUUCUAUCAGCUGAAGGAUGCCCAUGAUGCCACUGAGUACUUCCUGCUGGCCCUGGCAGCAGCGGUCCUGCUGAACGAUGAGGAGCUGCAGGAUACCAUCAGGAAUAGGUUGGAUGACGUCUGUCAGAGCACCCUGUGGUACAGCUGCCCCUCCGGGCGCUCUUCAGAGAGGGCAAGGUGGUUGAGUGGUGGUGGACUGGCCCUCUGAGAAGAGCUAAUCCCACCUUAUCCAGACAACAUGGCCAGA
This is a messenger RNA of Chrysochloris asiatica (Cape golden mole), 4003 nucleotides long. It is a transcript of the gene SH3TC2, whose product is annotated as SH3 domain and tetratricopeptide repeats 2. Gene Ontology annotation, molecular function: protein binding. The record is from RefSeq and is a predicted model, not a curated record. Gene Ontology annotation, biological process: regulation of ERBB signaling pathway; regulation of intracellular protein transport. Gene Ontology annotation, cellular component: recycling endosome. Bases 95 to 3964 code for a protein of 1289 amino acids. The transcript has 17 exons. NCBI's taxonomy places the organism in Eukaryota, Metazoa, Chordata, Mammalia, Afrosoricida, Chrysochloridae.